Penicilliopsis zonata CBS 506.65 is the source of this 1557-nucleotide messenger RNA. RefSeq lists its product as hypothetical. Gene Ontology annotation, molecular function: acetylglucosaminyltransferase activity. NCBI's taxonomy places the organism in Eukaryota, Fungi, Ascomycota, Eurotiomycetes, Eurotiales, Aspergillaceae. Bases 1 to 1557 code for a protein of 518 amino acids. The record is from RefSeq and is a predicted model, not a curated record. The transcript has a single exon.
AUGCCGUUGUUCAGGCUCAAGACGUUCUUCCCCCUGAUAGCCAUCUGCUGCAUCGGUUUCUUCUUCUGGUGCAUGGAACGCUUCGAUCAGGCCGCCUUCCUGCGAUUCAAACAACCCUCCGGUGCCUCCUCCGCUGCCGGUGGUCAGAUCCGGCUUGCAGCCGGCCAGCAGCUCGCCAAACACUGUCCCGCCGAUCCGGCCGUCGCCGCCCCCCUGCCCUUCAACGAAUGGCUCAGCCGCAAGAACUACACCCGCGCCUACUUCCGCCCGCGCCAUGUCGACUCGCAGACCACCUUCAGCUCGCUCGAGGACAUCGAUGGGCCCGUCCUGCCCCCCUUCACCACCCUGGAACGCGGCAUGGUCGUCUCCGCCGAGAACGGCGAUCACACCGUGCCCUGCCCGCGCGUCAUCGAUGUCGACGUCGCCGCCGACUCCGACAUUGAGGAGACCUCCAAGCUGCUCUUCGGUCUGGCCACCACCGUCGACCGCCUCGACCGUCUGCUGCCCUCGCUUCUCUACUCCUACGGCGACAGCAAGGCCGGCAUCGUCGUCCUCGUCCCCGACUCCGAUGACGACACCGACGCCCAGGAACUCUACUUCCGCAGCCGCGGCCUCGACCUGCGCAUCCGCAAGUCCCCCCUCGAGUUCACCGCCCGCUACUUCGGCCUCGUCGAGGCCUUUGCCGACAUCAUCCGCACCGAGCGCCCCUGGACCACCUGGGUCAGCUUCAUCGACGACGACACCUUCUGGCCCUCCCUCGCCACCGUCGCCGAGGAGCUGAAGCUCUUCGACGUCAACAAGCGCCACUACAUCGGCGCCCUGUCCGAGGCCAGCUGGCAGGUGCAGACCUUCGGCCACAUCGCCUUUGGCGGCGCCGGCGUCUUCGUCUCCAAGCCCCUGCUCGACGUCCUCGACACCUACUACGACGAGUGCCAGUCCUGGGGCGAGCAGCCGGGCGACCAGAAGCUCGGCCAGUGCAUCCAACGCUUCGGCGAUGCCCCGCUCACCCUCUGGCCCUCGCUCUACCAGAUGGACAUGAAGGGCGAGAUCGACGGUGUCUACGAGUCCGGCCGCAAGAUCGAGUCGCUCCACCACUGGAACAGCUGGUACCUCCAGGACGUCGUCAAGAUGAGCACCGUCGCCGCCGCCGCGGGCCGCCGCUCCGUCCUCCGCCGCUGGGUCUUUGACCAGCAGGAGAUCCCCAACAACAUCACAGGCAAAUCCGUCCGCACCUUCUGGGUCAUGACCAACGGCUACUCCCUCGUCAAGUACACCUACGGCGAGGACACCCCCAACGAUGCCAUCGACUUUGACCACACUGAGAAGACCUGGGAAGAGGAUCCCCGCGGCUACGAGGACCGCCUGGGUCCUCUGCGCGACAAGGAGCAGGAAGGUGUCAUCAAGGAGCGCUGGCUGCUCAAGGAUGCCUACGUGGUCGGUCCCAACGUCCACCAGUUCUAUACCCGGGACUACGAAGACGGCCGCAGUGUCAUCGAGAUUGUCUGGCUGGGGCCGGCGAACGGUGGAGGAGCCGGUGUUGGUGGUACCGCCAGUUAA